UCAUUUGUUGCAAAAUUUUCAGUUGAGUUAGCGAAGAACUUCGGAGUUUUCUGGCUUCCGAGCGAUGGUUUUCGUCAGGAAUUUCUUACUUCAACAACUAAAAGAAAGACCAAAUUUGAAGAACGUGAAAAAUCCGAGGAAUUAUCGGUUGAUCGCCGCGUUUGUAGUAUUUCUUGGAGCAGCUUUUGGACCGAUCUACAUUUACCCGCUGUAUAAUUCGAAAGCUUAUCAGGAAAUCCAAGAAAAAGGGAGAGCAGGAAUCAGCCAAGAAGAUAUCCAGCCUGGUGGUAUGAGAGUUUGGUCAGACCCAUUUGCACCAUUGCCAGAUAAAGACCAGAAGAAAGAAGAGUAAAUAAGAGGAGUGCCAGCAUAGGAGCCUAAAGUCUAAAUCAAGAAAUAACUGUUGCAAUAUACAAAAUUAUAUUGCAAAGUAGUCAUAAAAACCUUUUUAAUAGUCACUUCCCUUAUUCAAAGCUGUAUAUUACAGCUACCACUGUAUUUAUAAUAUUUCUAUUUUGAACUUUUAAGUUUUUCAUAAACCUUCAUUUUCUAGUGAUUGCAGCGUCAUCAAAUUCCUAUAUAAUUUAUAAUUCCUGUUUAUCCUGUGACCACUCGUAACAUUAUUGUUCUUUGGAAAGAGCUCAAUAAUCUUUAAGUUGUUACAAUUAGCCUUUCUUUGAAGAUA
Molecule: messenger RNA, 685 nt
Organism: Styela clava
Lineage: Eukaryota; Metazoa; Chordata; Ascidiacea; Stolidobranchia; Styelidae
Source: RefSeq, a predicted model, not a curated record